This is a messenger RNA of Oncorhynchus kisutch (coho salmon), 2226 nucleotides long. Its product is annotated as zinc finger and BTB domain-containing protein 12-like. Gene Ontology annotation, molecular function: DNA-binding transcription factor activity, RNA polymerase II-specific; protein binding; RNA polymerase II cis-regulatory region sequence-specific DNA binding. Lineage: Eukaryota; Metazoa; Chordata; Actinopteri; Salmoniformes; Salmonidae. The transcript has 6 exons. Gene Ontology annotation, biological process: regulation of transcription by RNA polymerase II. The record is from RefSeq and is a predicted model, not a curated record. The coding region runs from base 265 to 1968 and encodes 567 amino acids.
UUAGUGCCUUUGGUAACUAGUGACGACCGUUGAAAACAUGCUAACGUUAGCUAGUUAAACAAAGUAAACAUACUAGCUGGCUCUCUAGCGUGUUGGCUAACAUACAACGAAUGGGUGCCUAGUUACUCCACAACAAAACAUAUAUUAAGGAGAUAUAAAAGAUAUCUACAGUAAUAGCAGGUGACUACCUCAUGAAGUUGGAGAGAAUGCCAAGAGUGUGCAAGAGCAAAGGGGGGCUACUGAAGAAUAAUGAAAAACCCUUGAAUGAGCACCACAGUAGCUAAGAUGGAGGUGCUGUGUUUCCGGUUGCCAGGUCACGGUGACGCCACGCUAAAGAGCAUGAACUCUCUGAGGUCCAGGCAGCAGUUCUGUGACAUCACCAUCGUGGCCAGCGGCAGGCAGACAUUCCGGGGACACAAAGUGGUCUUGGCUGCCUGCUCCCCUUUCCUCAGGGACCAAUUCCUGCUUAACCCUUCCUCUGAACUGCAGGUGUCAGUCCUUCACAGCUCCUCGGUGGUAUGUGAGCUGCUCCAGUCCUGCUACACCGGUGUGCUGCAGUUCAGCCCCAAGGAGAUAGUGAAUUACCUGACGGCCGCUAGCUACCUGCAGAUGGAGCAUGUUGUGGAGAAGUGCCGGGGAGCCCUGGGCAAGUACAUGCAGCCAAGGAACCCCAGCUCACCAAAGAUCAAGUCAGAAGAGAGUCACUCGAUGCCAGUGACAGUCAGUGGCAGCAGUCAAUCCCUUAUGUCGACCUCUAUUGAUCAUUCCCCCUCACUGCAGCCUCAUAGCCCUGUACAGUCUCAGGUUGAUGACCAUACAGACUCGCACACUAAGACAGAUAUACGUCAUGAUGACGAACAUAACGCUCUGGAUGAGAUCAAGGUGAGGGUAACAGAGGAGGGUGAGUGCAGGGACGAUUAUGACAUGAUCCGGAUGUGCAUGGAGGGUGAGCAGGAGCUAGAAGAGAGGCGAGAGGUAGAGGAGGGCGGUGAAGAUGCCACAGAGGGCCAUCAGGGGGGCCAGUAUCCAGAUACGGACAGUGUCAUAGUGGGAGGGGGCGAGGGGGACGACGUGACCCCAGACGAAAUGGCUAUCCGCAUCAGCAGCUUCGAGAGGGAAGGGCUCCGCGCCUGGAGGCGGCGACUCACCGACUCACCGAAAGUUGGCCGGGGGAGGGGCUUCAAGAGGAAGCGUGGCUCGUACCAUGAGAGGGAGAGGAGACCUCUAGGUAUGCAGUACCAGGAGGCAUGGCGUAUGCCCACUGGGGCAGAGAUGAUGCAGAGCUUCGGCCUGGACUUCAGCCAGGAAGCCACGAGGUCAGCGUUCCCCUCGGGGAGCGAGCUCCCACGGCUAGACUACGGGAUGGGGGACUCUCAGGGAGAGGAGCUGGUGCCUCGGGAUGGGAAUGGGCCGGUCCACUACAGCCCGGACGACCCCAGUGGUGAUGGAGGGGAGGGUAAUAUGGGAAUGUCGGCUGUGCCAACAGGUGGUGACGAGGCGGGGGAUGAGUCUGUCGCAGUGGUAGGCUCCACCUCCAGCACAGCGGGGCCGGUGGCUUGUGAGCAAUGCGGCUUGACCUUCCCCUCUGCCCACUACCUGGCCGUCCACUCGCGCGCCACCCACUUGCUGUACGUGUGCCCCUGCUGCGGCAAGCACUUCAACCACUCCAGCAACCUCAACCGCCACAUGACCGUGCACCGCGGUGCCAAAGUCCACCGCUGCCAGCUCUGUGACAAGACAUUCACGCAGAAGUCCACGCUGUGCGAUCACAUGAACCUGCACAGCGGCGAGCGGCCCCACUGCUGCGCCUACUGCCACUCACGCUUCGCCCACAAGCCGGCACUGCGGCGCCAUCUCAAAGAGCAGCACGGGAAGACGACCGCUCAGAACAGCCUGGAGGCACAGGCCGAGAUGGAGAGAGUGGCAGGGGAAGGAGAGGGAGACACUCAGGACAGAUUUGACUUUUGACAAGGACACUGUCCAAAGUGUACUCUCAUUGACUAAGCAUUACAGGUUGCGGUUGGAGGUAAAGAGGGCUUAUUCAAGCAAGCGUGCCUUUUGCCCAAAUAGUGGUUUUGAGUGUGCCUUCAGACUUGAGGGUUGGAAAAGGGGGAAACUAUGUCCUACACGGCCGUGGUUCUGGAGGACUGGAGUUGUGUAAACCUCAGUUUUCGAUCUCUCAUUUGUAACUCACUGGCUGACCAAUAAAAUAUUUUAAUUUGUGUA